Molecule: messenger RNA, 2804 nt
Organism: Bombina bombina (fire-bellied toad)
Lineage: Eukaryota; Metazoa; Chordata; Amphibia; Anura; Bombinatoridae
Gene: ACAD11
Product: acyl-CoA dehydrogenase family member 11
Cellular component (GO): mitochondrion
Molecular function (GO): flavin adenine dinucleotide binding; oxidoreductase activity, acting on the CH-CH group of donors
Source: RefSeq, a predicted model, not a curated record
CAAGAGUGAACUAUGUCAAAGGUUCAAGUACAGUUUAAAUUACCAUACAGACUUUGAACCAGCUGAAUAUACGGUGCAGAUAUGGCGGAGCAGGAGAAAGAUACUAGUGCGGUUCGGGAGAAUCACAGGUUUGAUGAGCGGACCUUAGAUUUGUACCUCUACAACCAUCUACAUGGGUAUAGCUCUGAAUCGUUUGCUGCUCUAGUUGUCAGGCAGUACAGAUCUGGACAAUCCAAUCCUACGUUUUUUCUUCAGAAGGGAGAUAAAAAAUAUGUCCUUAGGAAGAAACCUCACGGUCCUCUGCUGCCUGGUGCACAUCGGAUUGAGCGAGAGUACCAGGUUCAGACGGCCUUAUUUGCAGCAGGCUUUCCUGUCCCCAAGCCUUUACUGUACUGCACAAAUGUGUCAGUCAUUGGAACAGAAUUCUAUGUAAUGGAACAUGUACAGGGUCGAAUCUUCAGAGAUGUUUCGCUGCCAGAUGUCAGCCCUGCAGAGAGAGCUGCCCUGUAUGUUGCAUUGGCAGAAACCUUGUCACAGCUGCAUUCAUUUAAUAUACACAAGCUUAAUCUCUCUGGCUAUGGCAAAGGAGAGGGCUACUGCCAGAGGCAGGUGACUACUUGGAAAAAACAGUAUGAAAGAGCAGCACAUACAGAUAUUCCAGCAAUGACCCAGCUUGCUGACUGGCUGAUAAACCAUCUGCCAAGCAAUGAUAAUGAAGAGACGUUAAUACAUGGAGAUUUUCGGAUUGAUAAUAUCAUCUUCCACCCAACAGAGACUCGUGUUAUAGCUGUUCUAGACUGGGAGCUUUCCACUAUUGGCCAUCCGAUGUCCGACCUGGCUUACUUCACUUCAUUAUAUUUUUGGCCUACUAAAGUCCGAUUCUUUGGUCAACCCAGCGACAAAAUAUUUAAUGACAUAGAAGGGAUGCCAGCAUUUGAGGAUCUGAUGGACAUUUAUGCACGCUGCAAGGGUAUCUCUUUACCAGUCCCUGAUUGGAACUUUUUUCUUGCACUUACCUUUUUUAAAGUUGCUGGGAUAUUACAGGGUGUUCAUGCAAGAUUUCUUAUUGGAAAUUCCAGUGCAGAAAACGCCAGUGUAUUUGCAGAGAUGAUUCAGCCCUUGGCAGAAAAUGGUCUGAAAUUAGCAAAAAGGGAAAUUAAUCCAUUGAACACAUCAGGAGCCUCUGGAGGAGAGCUGUUCUUGCAAAGCGCCAAAGGUCAGAAGGUGCUACAGCAAGUGAAGCAGUUUAUGCAGCAGCAAAUAUUCCCAGCACAGCAGGAGGUGUUAGACUAUUAUACAAAACAUGAAAACUCACCAAAGAGAUGGAAAACGCCACCGAUCAUUGAAAAACUAAAGGAAAUGGCAAAAUCUGAAGGAUUAUGGAACUUGUUCCUGCCAUCUGUCAGUGGCCUUAGUCAGACUGAUUAUGCUUUUAUUGCGGAGGAAACUGGAAAACGUUUUUUUGCCCCAGAAAUUUUCAAUUGUCAGGCUCCAGAUACAGGUAACAUGGAAGUUCUCCACAUGUAUGGUACUGAGGAACAGAAGAGGCAGUGGCUGGAGCCUCUUCUGGCUGGACAAAUCCGGUCUUGUUUCUGCAUGACAGAGCCUGAUGUGGCUUCCAGUGAUGCUACUAACAUGGAAUGCAGCAUUAUGCGAGACGGAAAUGUCUACGUAAUCAACGGGAAAAAGUGGUGGAGCAGUGGAGCUGGAAAUGCAGAUUGCAAAGUGGCAAUAGUAAUGGGGAAGACAGAAAAGGCAUCCUCAUCCAGAUACAGACAGCACAGCAUGAUUAUUGUUCCCAUGGAGACAAAAGGCGUGGAUAUAGUUAGAGCACUGAAAGUGUUUGGAUAUGAAGAUACACCACAUGGAGGACAUUUUGAAGUUCACUUUAAUAAUGUACGGGUUCCAGUAACUAAUUUAAUAUUAGGUGAAGGGAGGGGUUUUGAGAUUGCUCAGGGACGCUUGGGUCCAGGUCGUAUUCAUCAUUGCAUGAGGACCAUUGGAGCUGCUGAAACUGCUCUACAGUUAAUGUGCGCAAGGGCAGCUCAGAGAAAGACAUUUGGAAAGAAGUUAUAUCAUCAUGAAGUGGUUGCACAUUGGAUAGCCGAAAGCCGCAUUGCUAUUGAGCAGGCACGAUUGCUUACAUUGAAAGCUGCAAGAAUGAUUGACACAUUUGGUACUGCACGUGCAAGGAAAGAGAUUGCUAUGAUUAAAAUUGCUGCACCAAGAAUGGCAUGUGAGGUUGCUGAUCGCGCAAUUCAAGUGUUUGGAGGAGCAGGAGUUUCCCAGGACUUUCCACUGGCUUUUAUGUAUGCUGCUCUUCGAACUCUUCGUAUAGCAGAUGGUCCUGAUGAAGUUCAUCUCUCAGCAGUUGCAAAAAUGGAAUUGUUAGAUCAAUCUAAACAGUUAUCUGCAAAAAUGUAACAAACUUAAAACAUUUCAUUUGCCGGAACCCUAUUUUACUUACAAAAAAAAAACAACCAAUCAUAAAUAAAUUGGUAUUUGUAAAUUAAAUGAUAAACUAAACAUAUCUGAACUGUAUAAUAAUGUAGAAAUAAUUGUUAGUAAAAAAAACUUUCUAAAUUAAUUUUUUUAAUUAUUUAGAUCACGUAUUUAUAUGUUAAUGAAUCACCUUUAAAGUCUAAGAAGUAUUUAGAAAGGUUGCUUAGCCUCAUUGAUGAAUUAAUCUUUGAAAGAAUAUGAGAAGUGAUUAUGAAAGACCAGGUGCAAAUAAAUGAUUAUAAAUAUAACGUUUUUACUUCCAAUGUUUUUUGAGCGAGGAAAAUAAAACUGAUGAUGAUUAA